Molecule: messenger RNA, 237 nt
Organism: Chondrus crispus (carragheen)
Lineage: Eukaryota; Rhodophyta; Florideophyceae; Gigartinales; Gigartinaceae
Exons: 1
Coding region: 1-237 (78 amino acids)
Source: RefSeq, a predicted model, not a curated record
AUGCUCUUGGAAGAUGAAAAGCGCGAGUACAGCAAGGCUCGCAAACUUCGAGAAAGUGAGCGCUGGCAAAAGGCGCAUCAAAAGAACUUGCGACUACUUGCGGUGAAGGAAAAGCGCGUUGAGCUACGGGAACGUCCGUUUGACCUAGAAAAGGAGGAAAAGAAAGGUGGGGACCUAAAACGAACGCAUAAUCUGUCCAUGCCGAGUGCUUUAGUUAAGAAGCUAGAGUGUGGUUAG